Messenger RNA from Cimex lectularius (bed bug), 1441 nucleotides. RefSeq lists its product as uncharacterized. Lineage: Eukaryota; Metazoa; Arthropoda; Insecta; Hemiptera; Cimicidae. The record is from RefSeq and is a predicted model, not a curated record. Bases 116 to 1258 code for a protein of 380 amino acids. The transcript is spliced from 6 exons.
UUAGGAUUACUUAUUUCUUCUUAAUAAUAAUCACUUAAUGGGUAACAAGUUACUUUGGGAAUAGUGUUUAAUAUUGUUCAUAACCAUACCAAAGUGAGCAAUUGCAAUAUGUAACAUGGAAGUGCAAAGCGUCUGUUUUCUUGAUUUGCCUUUUCGCAUGAGAGUGGGAACCAUGUUCUUAUUUUUCUGCAUAUUCGGUUGGGGAAAUGGUUUGGUUACUGCAGAUACAACAGUGUGCCCAUGUACUUCCCCAAAUGUUAGGACAGUAUUGUUCCGUAACGCCGACUGCUUCAAGGAAUGUUGGAAUAACGAUGAAAUAAUUUUAUUAUAUUCUAGAAGGUUGUUUCAGGCGGUGCUGCCCAAAAGGAUGCCAGUCAGGACAUCAUUUCUCAUCAAGUACAUAAAACUUUGUUUAGGAGUUAUAAAAAAAAUGGAAUUAUCAAAAAGAGUUCACUAUUUAAUGAUGUCUGCCAUGGCUGAUGUAUUUGGGGGUUAUCUUCAAGCGUUUGGAAUACCUUUAGCAAUCGCAGAAUAUUAUGAAGGGGCCAACAGCUAUCAUGAAACGAAACAAGCAGACGAACUUUUAACAGAAUUUAAAAAAUUGCUUUCAACCAAUGGCGGCAGUUGGACCAAACAGAUUUACAUUAAGAGGUCUAAUCAUGUAACUCCGUACAUUGUUGAAAGCCCGAUCAAGAAAAACCUCUGCAGUACUAUUGUAACAAAUAAUGAGUAUUUAUCUUUUCGAAAGAUCAAACAAAAAUCCGUUACGAUUGCGAUGCCAUAUUUAGAUGAUGCACAGCAUCCAAGUGCAAUAGCAAUUCCACUUAAGGACAAAACAUUAUACAGUCUGUUCACUAACAAAUCUUCAGAUAUUUUGCUCAGGUAUUACUCUGGGGUAACACACUGCCUAUUGUCACCGAAUGAUUUGAACAAAGAUAUAAUCUGUGCUACAUCACCCAGUCUCCAUACGUUUAACCUCAACUUUCACAAAUGGCUUAUUAGUGAAAUUUAUCCACAUCUGCAUGAUGAAACGUGGUACCCAGGCUUUGGAAGUGUCUUCCGGCUGUUUGAGACUCUUUCACUAAAAGGGUUUCCCAAACCAUUUGAAAGCGUGAAUGAAACUGAAAUCACAUCUCCUACAUUGGCCUGCAGAAAGACAACGACAAGUAACAGUUUCUUCAUACUCUGCGUGAUUACAUUUGUCAUCAUGUUUUGGCUAAUAACGUGGGUGGUUUACUUUCUACUUGGUGCUAGCUGAAAUAAAUUUACUUUUUUUGUCAUUUGGCAUCUUCCAAAAAUAACACAAAUCUAUCUGCAUGCAUAAACUACUGAACCAGUUUCGCUGAAAAUUUCAAAAUUUGUUCUUAUUAGUGCCAAGAGUGUUUAGAAACUUUAUAAAAAGCAUAUUAAAUAAAAAUAAGGGAAAUCAGGAUUUUUUUGA